This is a messenger RNA of Plasmodium gonderi, 1503 nucleotides long. RefSeq lists its product as hypothetical. The transcript has 3 exons. Lineage: Eukaryota; Apicomplexa; Aconoidasida; Haemosporida; Plasmodiidae. The coding region runs from base 1 to 1503 and encodes 500 amino acids. Gene Ontology annotation, cellular component: nucleus; GINS complex. Gene Ontology annotation, biological process: DNA replication; double-strand break repair via break-induced replication. The record is from RefSeq and is a predicted model, not a curated record.
AUGGAUGACGUGUUCAAUAUUUUUACAAAAAAACAUAAAACAAAGAAAAGGGCAUCUACUGGAACAAGGAAGGAAGAAAAUAAAAAUGAAAAAACAAAGAAUCUUUUCAUUUAUAACAGAAAAAAUCCAAGAAGAGCACAUAACGAAGAUGAUACGUACAAUAACUAUAAGGGAAAUGCAAAUCCAGAAGAUAAGGGAAAAUGCAAUUAUAAUAAGAAUAUAGAAAAUGUUAUUGUUGUUGAUUUUCCUCCAUUGCCUUUAAAAAAUGUAGAAGUAUGUGUUUCGUUUUAUUACAUUCAAUACUUAAGAAAUCAAUUAAUAUAUGGAAAUAAAAAUAUAAAAAUUGACGAAAAUACAAAAAUGAUUGGAGAGUCAUUACUUGAUAAAAUAGAAAAUUUUAUUUAUGAAUAUGAAAAUAAUAAAAGUAGUGAAGAUAAUUAUAAAAAUGAAAUUAAAAUUAUUACAUUUAAAUCUAUUUAUGAUAGGUAUUAUAAAAUUUUAACAACUUUAAUUUCAUAUUCAGAAGCUAUCCCACUCCCUAAUAACUUAUACGAAUAUGUGUUGAACAAUGGGGUAUAUGUAAGAUCCAAAAAAAAUAAUGAUUUUAAUGCUAGAGAAAAUAUACAUAAUGUAUACUCCUACUUGGAUAAUGUAGAAGUAGGAGAUAACGAUUUAUCUUUUAACAAUGAAAAAAUAUAUAUUGAUAAUAUUGACAUAAGUAGACCUACAAUAAUCAACAAAACAUUAAUAAACCUAGACAUUGAUAUUGAGUACUUACCACUCAAACUCAAUUCUGCAUAUUAUUACAAUAAUAUACAAUAUGCAAAGUUGUUCUUAAAUGACGCUAUUAAUAUGUCUAUCUAUGAUAAAGCCUUGGGUGAGUUGGUAGUUGUCAAGGCUCUCGUGGACAUACCUCCCCUUCCCAUUGAAUUUGUGGAGGGUUUCGACAUAAAAGAAAUGAAAGCAGGAGAGAGACAAUGGAUGCCAAUUUAUCUUGCCAUCACUCUUUCAUCCUUCACAUAUGUUGAUGUCGAGUUCCCUUUUUGGUUUUACAUAAAGAAUUUUAUGAAUAUAAAAGAGGAGGAAUACAAAAACCAAGGUGAUUUAUUUGAACUCCCUUCGCCAUACUUCUUUGAAAUUUGCUUUAUGUUUAUAGAUCAAAAAUUAUUUUCAAAAGUCACUCCGAUUGAGACCGUUGGGCAAAAGAGCUAUUUCAAGUAUAUGUCCAAGGUGGCAGGGUAUGUUGAAGACAUUAAACACUGUAGAACGGAAAAAAUCAUAAAACACCUAGAGGGUCAAAAUGUACAUUCGUCCCAUAUUUAUAUUCAAAAUUUGCAACACUCUGAAACGCAUUUAAUUAACUUGACUUUAUACAGUUUUUGGAAAUAUGACAAAAAUUUAAAUGAAAAUUCGAAUUCCAUUGAUUUUACCUCAUAUCUCCUUGAGCCUUUUAUAAGAGAUGAAGAAGAUGAGAAUAAUGUAAAUGUUCUACAAGAUUUAUAA